Molecule: messenger RNA, 365 nt
Organism: Paramecium octaurelia
Lineage: Eukaryota; Ciliophora; Oligohymenophorea; Peniculida; Parameciidae
Source: the annotation of a GenBank genome assembly
GGAAAUAGGUUUAAUUUAAUUUUGAUAAUCAUUAAUUAGAUUAAAUAUUGUGAAUAACAAUGUAAAUGGGAAACAAAGUUUUUGUUUUUACAUAACAAGAUUUCUAAAAAUGUUUUGUUGUCAACUUAAACCCUCCUCUAGGCUAAGGACAUGAUGCAAGAGUCUAUUUGGCUAUGCAUAAGAAGACAGGUGAAAUGUUUGCAUUAAAAGUACUAACUAAUCUGUCGCAGGAUCAUAUCAUAAAUCUCUAGGUUUUUUUACAUUUUAUUUAGCGAACGAAAUACAAAUACUUAAGCGCAUUGAUAAUCCAGGAACAGUUUUACUGAAGGGACAUUCGGAAGAUUAUACUUGUGUUCUAUUGGAGU